Molecule: messenger RNA, 684 nt
Organism: Talaromyces rugulosus
Lineage: Eukaryota; Fungi; Ascomycota; Eurotiomycetes; Eurotiales; Trichocomaceae
Exons: 2
Coding region: 1-684 (227 amino acids)
Biological process (GO): pentose catabolic process
Cellular component (GO): cytosol
Molecular function (GO): aldehyde-lyase activity
Source: RefSeq, a predicted model, not a curated record
AUGCCACGCAAUACUGCUCCAGCAAAUGUGUCUUCGCCAAAGGAUCUGGUUCAAUACCGCGUGGUGGAUGCUUCUCCAGUGGACUCAAAUAGUCCGCCUGGCUAUGUGGAGCGCUACAUCCAUAGCGAGAUAUACAAGCGUUUUCCAGAGGUCAACGGAGUGAUUCACAGUCACGCUCCAGAGAUAAUUCCCUACACAAUCACAUCGUCACUCUUACGGCCCUGUAUCCACAUGGCCGGGUUCAUAGGCCGGGACGUACCUGUCUUUGAUAUUUCCAAGCACUACGCGUUGGACGAUGUUCGGGAUCUACUAAUUCGGAAUGCCAGACUUGGGGGCGAGCUCGCAGAGUAUUUAUCAAAACCUGGUUCUGCAUCGACAUCUGCGUCUAGUACCGCACCCGAUCAUUCGAUCGUGCUAAUGCGUGGUCAUGGUUAUACAGUUGCCGGGUCUAGUCCCGAAGACGCAAUAUACAGGGCCGUAUAUGCCAGGGAGAACGCUGCGAUCCAGACAACAAGUUUAGGGCUCGCACAUUUUAGUGGCGGCAAAGACACGGAAGUUCAGUAUCUGAGAGACGAUGAGCUGGAAGAUACAGGGGCAAUGGUUCAGACCGCUUGGAGCAGAGCUUGGGGUUUGUGGCGUCGAGAAGUGGAAGCGACCGAGUUGUACAAAUGUGACGAAGAAUAA